This is a messenger RNA of Funneliformis geosporum, 162 nucleotides long. The record is from the annotation of a GenBank genome assembly. NCBI's taxonomy places the organism in Eukaryota, Fungi, Glomeromycota, Glomeromycetes, Glomerales, Glomeraceae.
AUGCCUAAAUACAUUCUGAAUGGUAAAUUAGAUAUUAAACCUUUAAUAUCCGCUCGUAAUUUUCUCCAAAAAGCCCUCCAAAAGGCUAAAACUGAAUUAGAAAUUGCGGAAGUUUUUUGGAUAGCCGGUUUAGAGGGUUUAGUUCCUGAUGCAGAACCUUGA